ACAACCAUGAGGGCGGUGCCUCAAUAGACUGCCCCCCUCAUUGUGACGUCAGAGCGGCGCUGGCUAACCCGGAUGUAACCAACGCCUAACUUGGGGUGAGACGGCACAGACGCAGGCUCACGGCGACACGCAGUGCCAUCACAGCCCUCUCUCCAGCAAGCCUUCUCUUCCUGUUGUGUUUUCUGGCGCCUUCUCACCCUGCAGAUGCAGACCAUAAAGUGUGUGGUGGUGGGGGAUGGUGCAGUGGGGAAGACCUGCCUGUUGAUUUCAUAUACAACCAACAAGUUUCCUUCUGAAUAUGUCCCUACGGUGUUUGACAAUUAUGCUGUGACAGUGAUGAUUGGAGGGGAGCCCUACACUCUGGGACUGUUCGACACAGCAGGUCAGGAGGAUUAUGACCGGCUUCGGCCCCUAAGCUACCCUCAGACGGACGUCUUUCUCGUCUGCUUCUCCGUCGUAUCCCCUUCCUCCUUUGAGAAUGUUCGCGAGAAGUGGGUGCCAGAGAUCUCCCACCACUGCCCACGAACCCCCUUCCUACUGGUGGGAACCCAGGUGGAUCUAAGGGACGACAGCAACACAGUUGAGAAGCUAGCCAAGAACAAGCAGCGCCCCCUGUCACCUGAGAGUGGGGACAAACUUGCUCGGGACCUGCGUGCUGUCAAAUACGUGGAAUGCUCUGCCCUCACACAGCGAGGACUGAAGAACGUGUUUGACGAGGCCAUCCUGGCGGCACUGGAGCCCCCCGAGACCAAACCCAAGAAGCGCUGCACCCUGCUAUAAGGGGGGGGGGGG
Molecule: messenger RNA, 792 nt
Organism: Paramormyrops kingsleyae
Lineage: Eukaryota; Metazoa; Chordata; Actinopteri; Osteoglossiformes; Mormyridae
Gene: cdc42l
Product: cell division cycle 42, like
Biological process (GO): small GTPase-mediated signal transduction
Molecular function (GO): GTP binding; GTPase activity
Source: RefSeq, a predicted model, not a curated record